AUGGUUGAGUCAUGUAAGCUUUAUUCAGAUGGUCAAGAAUCUGAAGCUGUAAGCAGAGCAAUCUAUUUUUAUCCAAUCGAUCAGCCAACUAAAUUUUGCACCUUUUUGAGGAUCAAGGGCCUAAAUUAUUGUCAUUUUCAAUGGCUGAUCGUCAAAAUAACCAUGCCAAAACUAGCAAUACGAAGGCAUCAGGAAGAUGAUUUAUGGGGUUCAUCUGAGGUUAUUGCAAUAGCAACUCCUCCUCCGUCAGAGGAUUUGAGGUACUUGAAGUCAUCAGCAUUAAAUGUAUGGUUGGUUGGUUAUGAGUUCCCGGACACAAUUAUGGUGUUCAUGAAGAAGCAGAUCCAUUUCCUGUGUAGCCAGAAGAAGAUAUCAUUACUUGAUAUUGUGAAAAAAUCUGCGCAGGAUGCUGUCGGGGUGGAAGUUGUAAUGCAUGCUAAGGCUAAAAAUAAUGAUGGAACAGCAUCGAUGGAUGACAUAUUUCAUGCUGUGCGUGCUCAGUCGAGGUUGGACGGUCUUGUUAUGCCUCUGGUUGGGUACAUUGCAAGAGAGGCACCUGAAGGUAACCUUUUGGAGAAGUGGGAUGAGAAGUUAAAGACUGCGAACUUUCAGCUCAAUGAUGUAACAAAUGGUUUUUCAGAUCUGUUUGCUGUAAAAGAUGCUGCUGAGAUUACUAAUGUGAAAAAGGCUGCUUAUUUGACUUCUUCAGUGAUGAAACUGUUUGUGGUCCCAAAAUUGGAGAAGGUCAUUGAUGAAGAGAAGAAGGUAUCUCAUUCUUCCUUAAUGGAUGAUACUGAAAAGGUAAUACUCGAACCUGCAAGGAUAAAGGUCAAGCUGAAAGCAGAUAAUGUCGAUAUCUGCUAUCCACCUAUUUUUCAAAGUGGAGGAGAGUUUGAUCUGAAACCAAGUGCAUCAAGCAACAACGACAAUCUAUUCUAUGAUUCAACUAGUGUGAUCAUAUGUGCAAUAGGGUCCCGUUACAGCAGCUACUGCUCAAAUAUAGCUCGGACUUUUCUAAUUGAUGCCAGCCCUGUGCAGAGCAAGGCUUAUGAAGUCCUCCUCAAGGCCCAUGAUGCAGCAAUCGCUGCUUUGAAGCCUGGAAAUAAGGCUGGUGAUGCCUAUCUCGCAGCUUUUUCUGUGGUUGAAAAGGAGGCACCUGAAUUGGUUCCACACUUAACAAAAUCUGCAGGAACUGGAAUAGGCCUUGAGUUUCGUGAAUCAGGGCUCAGUCUUAAUGGCAAGAAUGACAGGACGUUGAAGCAAGGCAUGGUCUUUAAUGUGUCUCUUGGGUUUCAGAAUUUACAAUCAGAGACAAAGAACCCUAAAACCCAAAAUUUUUCUGUCUUGCUUGCUGACACUGUUAUCAUUAGUGAAACUUCUGCUGAAGUUGUUACUUCUUCAAGUUCAAAAGCUCUAAAGGAUGUAGCUUACUCGUUUAAUGAAGAUGACGAUGAAGAAGAACAGCAACCUAAAGUCAAAGAUAAGCCUAGUGGUUCUGUUCCAAUCUUAUCUAAGGCAACCCUCCGAUCAGUUAAUCAUGAGGUAUCGAAGGAAGAGUUAAGGAGGCAGCAUCAAGCAGCUCUGGCUCGCCAAAAGAACGAAGAAACUGCUAGAAGACUUGCAGGUGGUGGCUCCGAGGGGACAAGUCGUGGUGUGGUGAAACCCUCUGGUGAAUUGAUUGCAUAUAAGAAUGUCAAUGAUAUACCUCCUCCAAGAGAUUUUAUGAUUCAGGUUGACCAGAAACAUGAGGCCAUUCUUUUGCCUAUAUACGGGAUCAUGGUUCCUUUCCACAUUGCUACUGUGAAGAGCGUGUCUAGUCAGCAGGAUACUAGUCGUACAUGCUAUAUCCGAAUAAUCUUUAAUGUUCCUGGUGCUCCAUUCACUCCACAGGACUCCAGCUUGCUGAAAUUUCAAGAGGCUAUUUAUGUUAAAGAAGUUUCAUUUCACUCGAAGGACCCCAGGCACAUAAGUGAAGUUGUACAACUUAUUAAAACCCUUCGAAGGCAGGUUGCUUCACGAGAAUCAGAGAAAGCUGAGAGGGCAACUUUGGUCACCCAGGAAAAACUUCAACUUAGUGGCGCCAAAUUUAAACCGAUUAGGUUGUCUGACUCAUGGAUCCGCCCGGUGUUUGGUGGCCGUGGAAGAAAGCUUCCUGGUACCCUGGAAGCACAUGCGAACGGAUUUCGUUAUGGAACUUCAAGGCCAGAUGAACGUGUGGACAUCAUGUUCGGUAACAUCAAGCAUGCAUUCUUCCAGCCCGCGGAGAAGGAAAUGAUUACUCUUCUGCACUUCCAUCUGCACAACCAUAUAAUGGUGGGAAACAAGAAAACCAAGGAUGUUCAGUUUUAUGUUGAAGUAAUGGAUGUGGUGCAGACAAUUGGAGGUGGAAAGAGAUCUGCCUAUGACCCUGAUGAGAUUGAGGAAGAACAACGGGAAAGGGAUCGGAAAAAUAAAAUUAACAUGGAUUUUCAAAACUUUGUGAACAGAGUCAAUGAUCUCUGGGGGCAACCUCAAUUUAAAGCAUUUGAUUUGGAGUUUGAUCAGCCUCUGAGAGAGCUUGGCUUCCAUGGGGUGCCACACAAGUCGUCAGCGUUCAUAGUCCCUACAUCGAGCUGCCUUGUGGAGCUCAUAGAGACACCCUUUGUAGUAAUUACCCUCAAUGAGAUUGAGAUAGUCAAUUUGGAGAGAGUUGGUCUUGGACAGAAGAAUUUUGACAUGACAAUUGUAUUCAAGGACUUCAAGAGAGACGUAAUGAGGAUUGAUUCAAUUCCUACAUCGUCACUAGAUGGCAUCAAGGAGUGGCUGGAUACAACUGACCUGAAGUACUACGAGAGCAGGUUAAAUCUCAACUGGAGGCAGAUUUUAAAGACAAUCACUGAUGAUCCCGAACAGUUCAUAGAGCAUGGUGGAUGGGAAUUUUUGAACUUGGAGGCUAGUGAUUCAGAUUCUGGAAAUUCACAGGAGUCAGAUCAAGGAUACGUGCCUUCAGAUGUACAAUCUGAGUCUGCAUCAGAGGAAGAAGACGAUGAUAGUGAGUCACUGGUGGAGUCGGAGGACGAUGAAGAAGAUGAUUCUGAGGAAGGCUCGGAGGAAGAUGAAGGAAAAACCUGGGAGGAGUUGGAAAGGGAAGCUAGCAAUGCAGACAGAGAGAAAGGGAAUGAAUCGGACAGCGAGGAAGACAGAAAGAGAAGGAAAAUGAAAGCUUUUGGGAAAGCUCGGGCUCCUCCUGAUAGACGACCCACUGGCAGACCAAAUGGCACCCUCCCUAAGAAGGCCAGGUUUAGGUAA
This is a messenger RNA of Fraxinus pennsylvanica, 3288 nucleotides long. The record is from the annotation of a GenBank genome assembly. NCBI's taxonomy places the organism in Eukaryota, Viridiplantae, Streptophyta, Magnoliopsida, Lamiales, Oleaceae.